Aureobasidium melanogenum CBS 110374 is the source of this 1695-nucleotide messenger RNA. Its product is annotated as major facilitator superfamily transporter. Gene Ontology annotation, molecular function: transmembrane transporter activity. The transcript is spliced from 7 exons. Gene Ontology annotation, biological process: transmembrane transport. The record is from RefSeq and is a predicted model, not a curated record. Lineage: Eukaryota; Fungi; Ascomycota; Dothideomycetes; Dothideales; Saccotheciaceae. The coding region runs from base 1 to 1695 and encodes 564 amino acids.
AUGUCCAGCAAUGUCCACGACGAUAGUAUCGCACCAGGUACUGUCAGGCUUAUCGAUGCCAAUGGGGAACUCAAUGUCAAGCACUCCGAGGGCCAUGGCGACAUCAUCCUUGUGCCGACACCAUCUGAGGAUCCAGAAGAUCCACUCAACUGGACAAAGAAGCGCAAGUUAUUGCAUACUGCUUGUAUGGUUAUGUACACUGUGAUGAUGGUAUUUCCCUCGGCCGCUGUCUACUCGGUCGCCAAGCCCAUAUCUACCUCUACUGGCAUCUCCAUCACGACAAUCAACAGAGGCACCGGUGUCAUGUUCCUCUUAUACGGAUGGUCGACAGUCUUUUGGCAAGCAGUUGCGUUGCAAUACGGAAAGCGCCCAAUCUACCUGAUUUCUGCAGCUGCAUCGGUUGUAGUCAUGGCGGUUGCACCAAUGUGUCGUUCUUCUGAAACAUAUCUGGCAAUCAGAAUCCUCCAGGGAUUCUUUGGCGGUCCGGUCGAGAGUCUUUGUGAAAUCAGUAUGACCGACAUUUGGUUCGCCCACGAGCGACCUCUCUAUAUCGCCCUCUAUGGCGUCUCACUUGGUGCUUCUGGCAAGCUGGCCCCCGUUUUCAGUGCAUUCAUCAACAGUGGCAUGGGCUGGGAAUGGACCUUGUGGUGGUGUGCUAUAGGUAUUGGUAUCGCUUUCGUCUUCUGCCUUCUGCUCAUGGAAGAGACAAACUACGACCGUCACACCACACAAUCGUCAUCGCCCAACUCACAGGCUAUUUUUGAAGGCGUCAGCGAGCUUGGGCUAUCUGAAAACGAGAAGGCCACCGCCAAGGAUGAUGUCCAAGUCAGCAAUUCACCGCUCUCGAACGAGAAAAGGUCUUCCGAAGAUCAACAUGCUGCAGACGUGGUAGCCGCAGAGUUGGGACAUGUCACGUACCCACGAAAAACAUACCGGCAGAAACUGAGUGUCAUUGACAAAAAACGACCAAACCGCAUGCUGGAUAUCAUGUGGGCACCUUUCAAAUUCUUUACUUUUCCGGUUGUUGUCUGGGCAGGCUUCAUGUAUGGUCUACAAGGACUGGUGUACCCAGGAAUCUUGAACGCCACAGCGAGUGUCAUCUACACCAACAGCUACUACCACUUUUCGAGCGAUGCAGUAGGCUUUGCUUACUUUGCGGCCGUUGUUGGUAUGAUCUUGGGUUCUCUUUGGGUGACGCUUGUAGGCCCAUGGCUAGUCAUCAGGCUGGCUCGUCGCAGAGGUGGUAUCUCCGAACCUGAAGACAUUCUGUGGCUCUUCCUAGCCUCAGCCGUCGUUGUGCCAUUCGCACUGAUCCUAUGGGGAGUUGGGAGCCAGCAUCAUGUACACUGGUUCGGACUUGUUUUUGCUCAAGCAAUUCUAGCCAUCUCCAGUACACUUUGCUUAUCCACAGCCAUUCAGUAUGCCACGAGCGCCUAUAGAGACUUGAGUGGCGAGCUAAUCACAACCAUUAUUCUUAUACGGAAUACUUUGAGUUUCGCCAUCAAUUAUGGUAUCAACCCAUGGCUCGACGCCAUGGGGACACGAGACACGUUUAUCACGGCAGCGAUGAUAGCUCUUGUUUUGAACAGUUCCAUGUUCAUUGUGAUCCCACUUGGUCGCCGGCUCCGCGAACAUAGCGCAAGAAGAUAUUGGACAUAUGUUGAACAGGCAAGAGCUAAGGGACUAGGGCAUUAA